AAAAACUACCAUUUUCUGCAACAAAAAUCCAAAUACCAAUUUCUCCAGUUUCAUUCUGCUAUGGAUUCCAUCAUUAGAAAUCAAACUACCUUCGCCCAAAUUUGGGCUCUUGAAGAAGCAACCCGCAACCCACUCACUGGCAUUGAACGACCUGCUGGCUACGAUGCCAUGCUUCAAAGCCGGCGCCUCCUACCAGUCCACGAGCGGUACAGCGAGAUUCUCGAUGCAUACCAACAGUCUCAAAUCAUGAUACUAUCAAGCGAGACUGGCUCGGGCAAGUCAACUCAAGUCCCCCAGCUGCUUACCUACGAUGAGUAUCCUAGUGGUCUACAGGUUGCAUGCACCCAGCCACGACGACUUGCCACCAGGGAACUUGCGAGCCGAGCAGCUGCUGAAAUGGGAGUUACCCUGGGUGAGGAGGUUGGGUACAGGGUCGGGUCUGACCAGCGGUACAACGAAAACGAUAAGAAGACCCGGCUCGUCUACCUCACGGAAGGUGUCCUGGUUCGCCAACUCAGUAAUGACAGGGACCUAUCGGCGUAUGCCUGCGUCAUCAUUGACGAGGCCCACGAGAGAACCCUCAAUGCUGACCUAUUGAUGGCAUUGUUGAAAAAGGUGGUCAGUCGCCGCAAGGAUUUCAAGGUGGUCAUCAUGUCAGCGACAAUGGAUGCUGCGUUGUUCCAACGUUACUUCAACAAUUGCCCGCUGGUUCGAAUUUCGGGGCGAAAUUUUGGAGUUGAGACUUUCCACAUGAAAGCCCCGGGGACAAACUACGUCGCCGCCGCGGCUGCCCUUGUGAUGAAAAUCCAUCAAGGCUCGGAGCCGGGCCAUAUCUUGGUCUUCCUUCCUGGAAAAAAAGAAAUUGAAAGAGUAUGCAAUCUGCUCAGUGACUUUGAUCAGAACCUGGAAGUCCUGCCCUUGUAUGGAUCCCAAGCGAGUUAUCAGCAGAGCCAAGCUGUCAACUCCCCUAGCUCAAGUCGCAAAUGCAUCGUGUCAACAAACAUCGCGGAGACUACUCUGACCGUUGAUGGGAUUGUAUUUGUUAUCGACUCGGGCCUGUCACGCCAAAUGAUUUUCAAUCCACGGGGUCGUAUGAACAUGCUCGAGCUACGAACCAUCUCCCAAGCAUCAGCGAAGCAACGUGCUAGCCGUGCUGGACGGACAAGAAACGGCUUCUGUUACCGGCUUUACACCAGAGAGACUUUCAAUCUCAUGGAACCAACAACUGCACCAGCUAUCCACCGCGAGGCAGUUGACUCGGUGAUUUUAGACCUUGUGCACGCGGGCUAUCGCAAGAUCGCGGAUUUCGACUGGAUCGAUGCCCCUCAUCCUGAGUCUCUCUUGAGAGCUGUCCAAGAUCUCAAGGAUUGGAGAUUUUUAAGAGCCGAUGGCAAGAUCACGCAAUUAGGCAAGCUUGCCGCGAUGUGCCCACUGGAGCCAAUGUGGUAUCGAGCCAUUGAGAUUGGGGCAGGUCUUGAUUGCUCCGCGGACAUCGUUGACAUCGCUGUCCUUUGUAGUUCGCAGAAGCCGAUUUUUGUUCAACCACCGGGGGUAGUUAGGGUUGCACGCGCGGCUCGAGAGCGAUCGCGUUCCCCCCAACCUAUGCAAUCAAUCUAG
Messenger RNA from Clonostachys rhizophaga, 1617 nucleotides. The record is from the annotation of a GenBank genome assembly. NCBI's taxonomy places the organism in Eukaryota, Fungi, Ascomycota, Sordariomycetes, Hypocreales, Bionectriaceae.